CCAGCAGUCAUAAAAGUUGCUGGUAUAGACCUUAAUGGGCUUGAAGAUUCGACUCCUUCCUUACAUUUCAGCUGGGAGCAAGUCUAAGAGUUUUGAUCCAUGGGAUUAUACUGAACUGCUAGCAGAUCCAUCUAAACUUCCUCACACAGUCUCUCGGUUACUGUACUUUAAUUACUUCCGUUCGUCUCCAUUAACUGUGAACACUGCCAAAACCCAUCAAUGUUUGAAUGAAGGAUCGUUGAAGCAAAUGCAGAAGAAAAAUGUCCAAGUUGUUUAUUUACUCUAUCAGCUGGAAAAUCACAUUAGGAAAAUUCAUAGCAGACUGAAGAUUGAUCAACCACAAGCAGGUGUCUAGUCAAUUCAGGAGCCUUACUUUAACAGCCAGCUCUAAACAGGGAGCUGAUAUGCAGGAUCAGAGUAAAAGAUAUUCCCACCUCUAUUCCGGAUAUAUGAGAGGGAUCCCAUCAGAAAGACGGGAUGACAGUGGGACGUUCUCUCUCCUCUCUGAAUCCUUACAUUCCCCGUAUCCUACAUACCAGCCAAAAUCCUUGUCACUUUCUCUGUCUCGAGUGUAUGAACCUGGUGGUAAAUCCGACCCGAAGAUGACAAGAUCUAUUGCUGGUAUAUCCAGAUCACUCAAGAGCCUCGAGGUUGAGAAACCACUCAAUGGGAGGUGCCUGUCCACUUCGAGGUACAGUACCUGCCUCGAUAUGUCUGCUUUCUCUCAGUGUAUACCAAAAAGGAAAGCCACAUUAAGCUCACACAAUGUCGAUGUGGGCCGAUAUACACCAUUCGGCCAAAUCUCGACUGACAGUGUUGGCCUGUCAGUCUCCAGCUUUAAGGCACUCCGUGACAAAGAGGUCACACCUUGUUUCUCCGAAUACUGGGCCAUGAGGCAAUCAGAUUCCAACAGGCCAUUUCGAGACCGCACCUCCCCUGACUGGGACCCUGACGAGGAAUACCAAGCUCUGCUGGAUUUUACAUAUCCCUUAAGACCAGGGCACAUCAGCUCCAGGGACAACUUAGAUGAUGAUGAUGAUGAUGAUGAUGAUGAUGAUGAUAUGACCUCUGACUCCUAUCUAAAGGAUUCUGGGAUCAUGGAUGACAGCCCGAUACCCUCCCUGUCAAAUACAACUAUUACAAACACCUCAUUGUCACUGCCUGCCUACCAGUCUAACAUUGGCAGUGCUGCUAAUGUCACCUGGGGCCAUUCUAGCUACAGAGAGGAUCACACAGAGACUCCUUACUGUUCCUCCAGUCCACUCCACCUGCACAACCAACCAUCCUAUUGGCUCUCCGAUCAAUCUCCUAAGGCUGGUAUCAUUCCAAACACCUCUGUGGAUAGUCCUGCGAGGAAUAAAACCGAGGGCCUCGUUAACCGGGCAGUCCUGUCUGAGCGGACCAUGGCCUCUUCAGUCAUUGAUUCGAGUUUUCUCUCAGGCAGCUCAAAUGAGGAAUCUUCCAAGCCUUUGCUCUCAGGGAAAGAUCCUGGAGGCUUUAUAUUAACCACGCAGGUCCUACCUUUAAACAAAGAGUGGGAGAGUGAGGAGGAAUUUCUCACUCUCCCAUACAAGCUGAAUGAACUGGAAGCCUUGGCCCAACAACUGGAGAAGCUCUCUGUUCAUUUGGAGAGCAAGUCUGCCAAAGUAGCCAAUGGGAUGAGAGAGGGCACAGACCCUAAAAGUGGCAACACCAAGUGUAACCUCACUAAGCAGGACAACAGCACUGAGGCUGCUCAGUCAAGCUGCCAACUGGGAAUUAGUCCCAGAAAGAAGCCCAAGAGUCUACAGUAUGAAGAUAUAAUCGCCGACUUAAAAAAGGCCAAUGACUUUAUUAGAAAGUUGGGCACAUGGUCUGGUUCUCAGCUGCUAUUCAACCAGCCCUUCGAACAAGCAACUGAGAACAAUGUGAGCCUGUUGGCUCACAUUCAGAGCUUUAGCUCUAAACUUGAAGAAAUGGUCCAGUGGUUGUAUGAAGUAGCAGAGACCACAGAUAACUGGAUCCCACCACAGCCCACAAUGGACAGUAUCAAGGCUUCCCUGGAUAAGUGCAUGGCUUUCAGGAAUGAUAUAAAGGAACACCAAGAGCUGACUGCGAGUGUGUUAAAUUCUGGAGAACAUCUGCUCCAGUCAAUGAGCAGCGCCACACCAGUUCUCAAGGAGACACUUGAAUUGAUCUCAAGACAAUCCAAGCAGCUGAAUGGACAUGCUGCCCACCUGUACCUUUCGGUUCUUGCUGCUAUGAAUAAGGUGAAAGAUGAUUUGGAGACGAAGCAACAGGAAUUUGAAUCUGCUGGCGUGGAAGGGCAAUCAGUAUUGAUGCCAAGUGGCUUUGAGGAAUAUGAUGCACCAAACCACGUGAACAUGGAUCAUCCAGUUUAAAAGGCUGAGCAGUGGGAGGGUGAUGCUCCUUUUAAUUCGAGCCUGGGAAGAACUUGCUCUGCCAAAUUAUUGGCAUAAUUUUACACUUUUCUAAAAACAAAGUAAUGAUCAAUGAGUGUGUACACCUCCUGUUAUUACACUUCAAAACUCUAUUUUAUGGUACUUGGUUACUUUUAUUGCCACAACUUGAAUUAAACUUUCAAUUUGGUCAAAUUCAAGUCAUUAAAUAAUACUUGGUGGCCUCAGAGGCAAGUAGAAGAAAAUCCGUAACUGCAUCAAGUAUUUUGAAUUGCAGAUAGAUCUCUCACAUAAAGGCCUGUUAAGUUGCAACCCAUACUAGGGUUUACGGGACUUGUGGACAGGCAAUACCUCCUCCUAUUCAGUCCCUCCUUGUGAGAUGUAGAGUGUUAUCAGCUCCCACUCUUGGGGGAACAUUGCUACAGUAUUCUUCCCACUCCUGCUGCUGUUCACUGGUGGCUGCAGGAUAAAUUCAGAAGCACAAAAAAAUUCAGAGAACAGGGAUUCUGAUUGUACAGACACUGGUUUGAACCAGUCUGACUCCUCUGUAAUCUCCACAGUACAAACAAAGGGAUAACCCUCAACCUGACUGGAGGAGAAAAGGUGACAAAGGAUUGCUACCCAGCAACCAGGGUGGUUGACCAAGUCAAGGUUCAGCAGUCAGGAGUGUUAGCACCUCUCAAUGUGGGUAAAAAGUGACUGGGUAACUGCAAUGUUAUAUGAAGUCAUACAGGUGGUGUAAAUACUAUGAACAAAUCAUAUUUGACUAGAUAGCUUUUCUAAUCUUAUUAAAAUUACUUAAUUGUAGUGUCUAAAAGCAAUUUGCAGUCACUAAUGUUAAUUAAAAUUUGUCUUACUUUAAAGUAACCAGUGUGCAUAUAAUUUAAUUUGUUUUAGUAAAUUUGUAGAUUAUCUUCCCCUUGUUGCAAUGAUUAGCAAGGCAAAUGUGAAAAUUGAGGCCCACCUCUCAUCAUCCAUGGUCUUAUGGAGAAGUGAAGCAGUUUGAACUGAAUUCUGGUGCACAGACAUGAUUCAAUGUUUGCAGCUUGAUGUGAACCAGGGCUCCAAAGCAGAAAAUUCAAGCAGUUAAUCCAAAAACGAUGGCAAAAACUCCAUUCCACAUCCAAAUGCCAUGAGGAAUUGCAUUAAUGUCCAGCAAAAAGCCACAAUAAUUCUAAAAGGCAUUAUAGUAGCACAGUGGCUGACUGAAGAACAUGCAAGAUUGUGGUUUGAUUUUGUUAGUCUUGCAUGAAAGAAUUCCUGUUUGAGCUGAAAACAAAGGAAGUUACACAAGCAAUCAGAAAAAACUAUCAAGUGGGACUUCAGUUUUCCUAGUGAAGUAGUGAGGCUGGCACUGGCUCACUCAGGGUAGGGAGGUUUCAGAACUCCUUCCUUGUGUUACUGAUGUUUGACCCUCAAGGUCGGUCAAGUCAACAAACAACUUGCAUUUCUGUGCUGGUCUUGCACAAUGCCAAAAUACUUCACAAAAGCCAACAGACGCGAAGGAGCCAUUAGAAUACGAGAUCAAAUGCUGUAUUGAGGAGGAAAUGGAGCUUUAAAGAGAAAAUUACAGAAUUGGGGAUUGAGCAUUAAAAGGCAUAGCAGGUAAUGGUGGAAAGAUGUAAAUCAAGGUACUGUAAUUAAUAGCAGUAGGCCAUUAAGCCUGUUCUACCAUUCAAUAGGAUCAUUGCCUCCACUUCUAUUGUCAUCCCCUCAGGGAUCUAAGAUCCAACUCUGCCUUUAAUACUCUAAUUAUGGCAGAGCCAUUGCAUGUUGAGUCUGGGUCAAAGAUCAACAACCCUCAACAGAAAUGCUUCAUUUAAACAUAAUUUCUCCUCCGCCAGUUCUAGGUUUCCCCACAAAGAGAAACUUCUCAGCAUCUUGUUGAAAAAUACAAGAUCAUCUCUCAUUCUGUUAAACUCUAAUGAGUACAGGUCCAACCUACUCAACCUUUCCUCAGCUGACAACCUCCUCUUCCCAGGAAUCAACCCAGUGAGCCACCUUUGAACUGUCUCCAAUACAAGCAAAACCAGACACAUUAUUUCCAAUGUAGUUUUAUACCAGCAGUCCUUCCAAUAAAGGCCAACAUUCAUUCCAUUUCCCUUCCCAAUUACUUCCUGUACUUGCACACUAUCUUUGAGAUUCACAAAGGACAUUCUGUAGUUUAUCUCCAUUUAAAAAUUUAUUUUUCUAUUCUUCCUGCCAAAAUAGCCAACCUGACAUUCCACAAUAUAAUCCACCUGCCAAAUGUUUACCUCACUCUCAAACUCUGUAACAGACUGUGUUCUCCUCACAACUUGCUUUGCCAGCUACCUUCACGUCAUCACAUUUUGCUAUAUCAUGUCAAUGUUCAGCAUUGGUCCCUGUGACACUCCACUCGCUACAGUUUUCCAACCUUAAAGCAAUCCUUGAGGGUGAACAGGCUCAGAGAAGCAUAGGAGUGGGAGAGGUUAAAAGCAACCGUGAAGGGACAUAGCAGUCACUUGUUCCUGUGGAGGGUAAACACCAAAAGACUGGGUAGGUCUCAGUGUUUCUAUGAAAUUGAUUUAUUUUGUAAUCUUUAUACUUUAUAUAGAUAGUGUAUUUCAAUGUCUUCUAUGGAAUUAAUAAAUACAUACAAAAUAAAAAGAAAUGUGGAAGAAAAA
Messenger RNA from Rhincodon typus (whale shark), 5044 nucleotides. It is a transcript of the gene cep68, whose product is annotated as centrosomal protein 68. Gene Ontology annotation, molecular function: protein binding. The record is from RefSeq and is a predicted model, not a curated record. The coding region runs from base 405 to 2381 and encodes 658 amino acids. NCBI's taxonomy places the organism in Eukaryota, Metazoa, Chordata, Chondrichthyes, Orectolobiformes, Rhincodontidae. The transcript is spliced from 6 exons.